Oncorhynchus kisutch (coho salmon) is the source of this 2667-nucleotide messenger RNA. RefSeq names its product interphotoreceptor matrix proteoglycan 1b (gene impg1b). The record is from RefSeq and is a predicted model, not a curated record. The coding region runs from base 133 to 2148 and encodes 671 amino acids. The transcript has 8 exons. Lineage: Eukaryota; Metazoa; Chordata; Actinopteri; Salmoniformes; Salmonidae. Gene Ontology annotation, biological process: visual perception.
GAUGUGUCAGUCCGCUAUGCUGUGGUGUUUGAGACGAAUGGAGAAGAACGUGAAGAAGAAACUGUUUCCACUAUAGAACCAGGCACAAGAACAAGGACAGUUGUUUACACAAAUGGACACAAACUGAAAGAUAUGGUUUCCAAGGCCUUAAGCGUGGAGACGUCACUGCCUGUGGAAAUACAUACACUCAGUUUUGAACCUGAUCCCACUGUUUCUCUAAGAGAGGAGUUGGAAGCGACAACCUUGGUAACCUUGCCAGAGGAGGGUGUCGGGAACACUGAAGGUUUUUUCCCAACUGUUGCUGUCGGAGAGGACUAUCUUGAGGCUUUUACAGACAUGCCUGAGGAAUACAUCAUUGUCCCUUUCAGUGACUCAGUUAUUGUUCUUCCUGCUGAGGCCACCACUGCCUCAGCCCCAGAUACACCCCCCGCGGAUAUUAGUGAGGGUCCUCCCUCAGUAGAACCAGUAGAGGAGACUGUAGUGGAUGCUAGAGAUGAGACAGUUGAUGAAGAGGCUACAGAUGAGACACUUGGCAUAGAGGAGCCUCCAGUGGAUGUUACAGGGGAGAUGAUUGAGGUAGAGGAAACUGUGGAUGCCACUGAGGAGACAAUUAACAUGAAGCCUGCAGAGGAUGCCACAGAGGAGACACUUGAUAUAGAGGAGACUGUGGAUGCGACAGAAGAAGACUACCUUUGGGUUUGGCCACCAGUAGCAACAAUGGCGGCCAUUACGGAACAGCCUGCCACUGAGGAGACACUUGAUGUCGAGGAAACUGUGGCUGCGACAGAAGUCUACAUUUGGGUUUGGCCACCAGUUACAAGAACGUCUGUUAUGAAACAGCCGACCACAAAAUCGAUUACUCCCUUUCCUCCUGAGAAAGAUGUUGUAGAUGAGGAAACCAUCCCAACUGUUGAACCUGAGGAAGAUGAAGGACCCACAACUACUGAGGCGGCUUUAGAGGAGCAACUGGACAGAGAAAAUCUAAUUAUCACCACUACAGCAUCUCUAGACGUAGAACCUGCAUCCAUCGGAACAUUCACCACUGCUACAAAAUCACAAACCAUGCCUUCAUCGGAGGAUGACAUCAUCCAAGCAGAGCCUGAGGAAAUCUACUCGGCAUCUUUUCCCCCUAUAGCCCAUGGACCUUCAGAAGGAGGGGACACCACCCGAGAACAGGACCCACUUGAGACGGCCGUGGAUAUCUCUACUGAUGACUCUGACAUGCAGGAGGACAUAGAAAAGGUAGAAACGGACGGUACAGAAGCCGCCGAUACGCUGGAUGAGUUUGGCAGUGGAUUGGAAGGUCCAUUUGAGUCCACUGCAGCCCCCGGACUCAGACACAUGAGCACCCCUUUAAUGGCCACUACUGAAAAGGACAAAGAGAUGGUGGUUUUCUUUAGUUUGCGAGUCACUAACAUGAUGUUUUCCGAGGACCUGUCCAACAAGAGCUCUCCUGAGUACAGGUCAUUGGAGAAUACUUUUCUUGAGCUGAUUCUCCCAUAUCUGCAAUCUAAUUUGACAGGAUUUAAGCAAUUGGAAAUCCUCAACUUCAGGAAUGGUAGUGUUGUGGUGAACAGCAAGAUGAAAUUAGACAAAGAUGUGCCACAUAACGUGACACAGGCCGUGCACUGUGUGCUCGAAGACUUCUGCAACACUGCGUCUAAACGACUAGACAUUGAGAUUGACAGUCGCUACCUGGACAUAGAACCUGCUGACCAAGCAACUCCCUGCAAGUUCUUGGCCUGCAAUGAGUUUUCCCAAUGUGUGGUAAACAGUUGGACCCAGGAGGCUGAGUGUUUGUGUGACCCUGGGUACAGCACUAGGGAUGGCCUGCCCUGCCAGAGUAUUUGUAACCUGGAGCCACACUACUGCUUCAACGGGGGCCUUUGUGACAUCAUCCAGGGCCAUGGAGCCACCUGCAGAUGUCCUGUCGGGAAAUACUGGCACUAUCACGGAGUGCGCUGCAAUGAGCUCAUGUUGCUGCCUGUAGACCCAACCAUUUCCAUAGCCUUCCUGGUGGGAAGCCUUACCUUGGUUUGUGCCAUCAUAGGCAUCUUGGUAUUCAUAAACAAGAAAUGUAUCGGGACCCGAAAGACCGUGACUUUGGUAUCCCCAGACAGCGCGACACAACCAGACACGACAAGCUAGUCUCUGAAAUGGUAGAUUUACAUCACCGUAUACCACACAACAAGUUGUGGCGACCACCAAAUGAAUACUGAACUUGUUGCCUGUUAAGGGCUUCAGAUAACGAAUGCUUUGAGGUAAUUGUUCUUUGAUGGCUCAUCUCUUGCCAGUCUACACACAGACUUUAAAAGCAACGUAAGUCUUGGUUGCUUUGAACUUGAGCUGUAUAUUCAUGUCAUGGCAGUGGACUCCUCUAUUACAUGGUGAAAUGUACCUAGGAUAGGACGCAUAAUUUCAGACAGCUGUGUGGUUAUUAAAUGCUGGACUAGAGGGUUGUGUUAAACUGUACAUAUUAAUGACUAGGUUAGAUAUUGAAGGCUAGGAAUGUUUUUCAGAUACUGUAUAUCCUUCACAAAGGUUGUUUUCUUUCCUCACAAUGAGGAAUUUAUUUACACAUUGAUACACAUGGUGGUAUCAUGACCAUAGAUGAGAUGGUUGUUUCAAUGUUAUUCUAACUUGUGUUCAGUGUCCCAAUAAAGAAAA